UUUUAAAUUGGAUGAGUUAAUGCUCUAGUGGGUGAUGUUAGGCUCAUAGAUUGUAUAAGCCAGCCUCUCCCUUUAAAUAUUCGUACUUAAGCUACUUCUUUACUUAUUAUACAUUUUGUUAUAUAUUUGUAAGAGCAGAGAAAUAGAACAUAUGAAGAGUAGCAGCAGCUUGGCUUAGGGAUCAAGAAAAUGAGCACAGCAAGAUUUAUCAAGUGUGUGACUGUGGGAGAUGGGGCUGUAGGAAAGACAUGCAUGCUCAUUUCCUAUACUAGCAACACCUUUCCAACGGACUACGUUCCUACAGUGUUCGACAACUUCAGUGCUAAUGUGGUGGUAGAUGGUAGUACAGUGAAUAUUGGAUUGUGGGAUACUGCAGGGCAAGAAGACUAUAACAGGCUAAGGCCACUGAGUUACAGAGGAGCUGAUGUGUUUUUACUGGCCUUCUCUCUCAUUAGCAAGGCCAGUUACGAGAACAUCUAUAAAAAGUGGAUACCUGAGCUAAGGCAUUAUGCUCCAAAUGUGCCAAUUGUGCUUGUAGGAACCAAGCUUGAUUUGCGAGAAGACAAGCAAUACAUAAUCGAUCAUCCUGGAGCAACAACAAUAACAACAGCUCAGGGUGAAGAAUUGAAGAAAAUGAUCGGUGCUGUAAUUUACAUAGAAUGCAGUUCCAAAACACAACAGAAUGUGAAGACUGUGUUUGAUGCUGCAAUAAAGGUUGCUUUGCGGCCACCAAAACCAAAAAAGAAACCGCGCAAGCAAAGAACAUGUGCUUUCCUCUAGUCCCUUUCAAUUUCAUGCCAUGAAUUUGCUUUACUAAAUUUUUCAAAGGAAUACAGUCAAUUUUUAUUGAAUUACUUAUUUUACAAGGGAGUUCCCUUUGGAGCUAUGUAACAUCCACAGGGAGGACUUCAAUGCCUAAAGUUGUAAUAUGAGUUUUGUACAUCAGUUCAAUUUUGUUCCCUUUUUUUUUCCUUUUUCCUGUAACCAUUGGCUAGAUUGUUCUGCAUAAGCUAUAAAUCUAUUGCUCAUGCCUUGCCAUGAGAAAAGGGUUGAUAUGAUUCA
Messenger RNA from Populus euphratica (Euphrates poplar), 1062 nucleotides. RefSeq names its product rac-like GTP-binding protein RAC13. Gene Ontology annotation, biological process: small GTPase-mediated signal transduction. The transcript is spliced from 7 exons. Gene Ontology annotation, molecular function: GTP binding; GTPase activity. Bases 190 to 780 code for a protein of 196 amino acids. The record is from RefSeq and is a predicted model, not a curated record. NCBI's taxonomy places the organism in Eukaryota, Viridiplantae, Streptophyta, Magnoliopsida, Malpighiales, Salicaceae.